Trichoplax adhaerens is the source of this 606-nucleotide messenger RNA. RefSeq lists its product as uncharacterized. The transcript is spliced from 2 exons. The coding region runs from base 1 to 606 and encodes 201 amino acids. The record is from RefSeq and is a predicted model, not a curated record. Gene Ontology annotation, biological process: small GTPase-mediated signal transduction. NCBI's taxonomy places the organism in Eukaryota, Metazoa, Placozoa, Uniplacotomia, Trichoplacea, Trichoplacidae. Gene Ontology annotation, molecular function: GTP binding; GTPase activity.
AUGACAAAAUUGGCUAUCAAAUGCCUUCUCGUUGGCGAUAAUGGUGUAGGUAAAACAUCUUUAAUGAUUACACAUGCUGAGAAUUCAUUUUUGGAAAAAGGUGAACUACCGAAAGCUUAUCGCGAUUUCCACGUUAAUAUGGGGUAUAGUAAAUCAAAACAGAUCGAUUUACAUUUAUGCAAUACACUGGAUGGAGAAAAAAAUGAACCUGUCAAUGCCAUACGUUAUAAAAGCUGUACUUUUGUUGUAUUUUGCUUCUCCUUGGUAUCACCAGAUUCGUUGGAAAGUAUUCGAGAGCACUGGAUUCAUCAAAUCAAUGAAGAUUGUCGUCAUGUGCCCAAGAUAUUAGUUGGAACAAAAUUAGAUCUACGUAACCAAGACAAUAGUAGUGGCCAGGUUGUUAGUAAUGGUCAUAAUCAUGUCAAAAUAAAUUAUGUUACCACCAACAUGGGCAAGGGUGUAGCCGAUGAAAUUGGAGCUCAAUGCUAUCUUGAAUGUUCAUCAUUAGAUGGAGAAGGACGUUAUGAAGUUUUUGAUCAAGUCAUUAAGAUUGCAAUAGAUCAAAAUAAGAAAGCCAAUCACGGAAAAAGUUGCAACUUGAUGUAA